CAAGCAGCGAGCACACAGAGAGGCAGAGCGGCUUUGCACCACUUUUAGUAAGACUGAUAUUUACUCCAAAAGCUUCAUUUCUGGCUCCGCAGUGCGCGCUGUUGCGCCGCACACUAGCUCACACACUAAAGAAAGGGAUGAAAAUCGUCUUAAUGUACGGAGGAAUACGGUAAAAGUCUGGAUUUAACACACGGAGGAGUGGGAGGAAUAACGCAACUCAGGAUUAUGUAUCUUCAUGAUGCCGAGGAGACAGUUUCUGCUUCGGAUUUGCGUCCAAAACAAGUCUGAAGCCAGAGGAUGACGGAAGCCAGCCCAGUCUGCAGCCCCGCCUCCUCCCACUCCUCCCAGUCAUCACCUGUUUGCCUCCCAGCAUGCCGCAGACACCUAAAGAAAGGCAAAGCCCUCCAGACCAAACUGCACCUGAACUCUGCGCCAGGUGUGUGGCUCCUGCUGGGUGUGGUGGUGGUUUUGGUGGGGAUGGCUGUUGCAGUGGCGGGCUACGUCUCCGCAGCACCCAAGCCAAUCACAGGCGGCCGCGGCAGCACCCACAUUGACAGGAUGAAACUGGCCGGGCCUGUUGUCAUGGGAGUGGGAUUGUUCAUCUUCAUCUGCGCUGCCACGCUGCUGUAUGAGAACCGGGAUCUGGAAGACCUCAAGCGAGACGACCUUGAGGAUCUGAAGGGAGGAGACGGCUGGGAGGAUUCGCAGGAGCAGCCCAGCUUCGGCUGUCAGGAGCAGUGGGAGCAUAAAGAUGGAGAGCAGGGAUCCUGGGCCGCUCCGACCCACACGCUCCCGCUCUCGAACCAGAACUGUGGCCCUUCUCUUCCUCCGCCUCACAGGAACAACGCCGGGCCGUCACCGCCGCCUCCUUCGGAUGCAGGAGGUAGAGAUACAGAGGAGGAGGAGGGAAAAUCAACCCUGCUGGCUCGAGUUCUGCACCACCAGGAGCCAACUCCUCACCCUCCCUCCCCCUGCCCGUCCAUCUCCCACUCCGUCUACUCAGACUCUUGCAACUCGAGUGAAAUCAACUUCAACAUACGAACAGGCAUUCCUCAAGUCUGAGCCCCCCGCCGGUUCGACUUGUCUCAUAAAAUAUGCAUGAUGAGAUUCAUCUGGGAAGUUUCACGUGCAGAAACACACUUAAGACAAGACUAUGCAUUCCUCAAUAAACAGAUGAAAUGUUUGUUGGUAUGUUUCAGUGCCUCCGAGUGGCGCAGUGGCUCUGAGUCACCGUCUGUGAAGGGUGUUUUUGUCCUACAUCGUUCUCUGACUCACCCACGUUUGAAAGAUUGGAGCUUUGCCGUUUGAUGUCAACUCGCCAUCUUGUUGUCUUUGAACUCACCCGUGCCCCAAAUCCCGACACUGGAAGCUCGCAAGCUGAUCUUACUGUUAUAAAUCUGGGAAACUGAUUGCCUUCAUUAAGGGAAGUACAUAUAACGAUAAGUUUUAACACAAGUAUUUCAAACCUACAGUACUGUGCAAAAGUCUUCGGCCACCACAUUUGUUGUUUUGGGGAAAAUUGUAAUCAGGAUAUAUAUAUAUAGUUUUUAUUUAUCAGUCUCUUUAUUAGGAUACAAACAAAUUACACAGAACAUGUACAAUGCAUUAUUGAAAACACCAAAAAAUGUCAGAAUAAAAUGGCUUCUUCAGACUGAAGUCAAUAUUUAGUGUGAAACAUGAAAUUGUACAACUGUGAUAAAAGGUAGUUCAAACAAUCAGCGUUGAGCUUUGAACAUCUCUUGACUGCAGCCUGGUGUAAAUACACCAGAAGAUUAAUACUGUAAAUCCCACACUGUCUGCUCAUGAGAGUUCAAGACGUGCUAAGUGGAAAAGGAGGUCACACUAAAUACUUGCAACUAUAGCCUGCUGAAGUUGU
Messenger RNA from Plectropomus leopardus (leopard coralgrouper), 1876 nucleotides. RefSeq lists its product as uncharacterized. The record is from RefSeq and is a predicted model, not a curated record. Lineage: Eukaryota; Metazoa; Chordata; Actinopteri; Perciformes; Serranidae.